AUGUCGGUCGACCUGCACCGCACAAGCGUUCGCAACCAUCCUCGCUGGAACACACUCGUUCAUCUGCCCGACCAGCAGCAGCAGCAGAAGCAGCCGUCACCGCCGGCGUGCCAGCGACAUGAUCAGCUCAAGAAGCGGUUUGGCAUUGGCAGCCCAAAAGACGACGCUGUUCCUCUCCUCUUGGCUCAGGACGUCAAAGGCAAAUCAAAAGCACCUUCUGAGCCUUGCACUCUGGGCCCGAACUACAACUCGCAAGAACACACGCUGCGCAAUGACUAUUCACAGCACUUUGUCGAUACAGGUGCUGGCCAUCUACCAGCCAAUGCGGUUCGCAACCCUUGGUUGAGCUCUCGCUUUCAAGAGUACCCAAAACUCCGACGGCUUGUCCAGCUAAAGGACUCGCUCGUUACCCGGGUCGCUCAUCCCCCUACCUACCUGCAGGCAGACUUGAGGCCUUCGCUUGAGCCCUUUCGCAAUGCUUCCCGCCCUGCCAACCAGUUCCACUUAGGUUCUCUGAUUCCUGUCAAGUAUGAUGUCGUCUUGAUCGACCCUCCUCUCGAGGCUUACGAGUGGGAAGCCACGCCGACAGCGUCCUCCUCUGCGAUCACCCACAACGCUGUGAGCACCUGGACAUGGAAAGACAUUGCUGCUUUGCCUGUACCGCAGCUUGCCGCAAAAGAAAGCUUCGUGUUUCUGUGGGUGGGCUCGGGCGCUGGAGACGGACUCGAGCGAGGCAGAGAAGUGUUGGCCAAGUGGGGUUACCGGCGAUGUGAGGACAUCGUCUGCAUUCGCACUAAUCAGCCGACGGAGCAGGCAGGUGUCAGCAACCAGCAGCCUUCGACGAGCUCGGCCUUUACACGCUCAAGUCAACACUGCCUCGUGGGCAUUCGAGGCACGGUUCGCAGAUCGACCGACGCUGGCUUCGUGCACUGCAACAUCGAUACCGACGUAAUUCUCUGGCAAGGGCCUGAAGACGAGAUUGCGUUCAAGGGAGAUGCAGGCAGACAGACACGCCAAAACAGGCUGCCAGACCUGAUAAGCAAACCACCAGAGCUUUAUCAGACGAUCGAAAACUUUUGCCUCGGCACUCGUCGUCUCGAGCUGUUUGGCCGCAAUCGAAACUUGCGUCGUGGGUGGCUCACCAUCGGCUUGGAGGUAGGUCCAGAUGCAUCUGGAUGGCCGCAGGAGGGCAAGGUCGCUUUGCCGGCCGCUGGCUUGCCUGUGCUUGCCGAGAGUGGCAUGGAUGAGCUUUUGCAAGCACACCUCGAGCACAUUCAGAUACCAAAACCAUACGACAAGGUCGAAUACGAUGCCAACUUUGGAGUUGACCAGCCUGGAUGCGACUUGCGCGACCGCUGCAACUUGGUUCCCUAUGUCGAAGAAGUGGAUCAGCUUCGGCCAAAGUCGCCACCGCCGAGGGGCGCCAAUGACACCUUCCUUCGCAACGGCAACCCGAGGUAUCGAUCGGAGCUACCGUUCAGCCAAGCGUACCGGCCAAACAGGCAUGGUACUGUCAUGCCAAGCGGUCUGAGCAGCAACCGAGCGCUUCGAAAUAUGCAGUCAUCUUUGCAUGCGGAGCACACGGCAGUUCACGCGUAUAGCCGUGCAGGCGUUGCGGCUCCGUCACCACACACCCUGGGGCCGGAAUAUGGCUUACCUUCGAUGAUCGCAGCGCGAGCCAUUGGAGGAGUUGGCGGCGCUGGGCUGUCGGGUCUCGGUGCUGGAGGUGCGAGGACUGUCAGCGUGCCAAGUGGAAGCGACACAUUGAGUGGUCCGCAAGCCAGCGUGGUCAAAGCCAAAGCCUUGGCCGAAGCAGCAGCAGCAGCAGCUGCUGCUGCUGCUGCUGCGAGCGCUGAAACUUCAACUAACACAGCCGAUACCUCGCCCGGAUGA
Messenger RNA from Mycosarcoma maydis (corn smut), 1893 nucleotides. RefSeq lists its product as uncharacterized. Gene Ontology annotation, cellular component: RNA N6-methyladenosine methyltransferase complex; nucleus. The transcript has a single exon. NCBI's taxonomy places the organism in Eukaryota, Fungi, Basidiomycota, Ustilaginomycetes, Ustilaginales. The coding region runs from base 1 to 1893 and encodes 630 amino acids. Gene Ontology annotation, molecular function: mRNA binding. The record is from RefSeq and is a predicted model, not a curated record.